UACAUCAGUCAGAACAUAUUUUCAAGUAGUACAAUUCAACGACGGAGUAGACCAAAUCUUUAUUCGAAAAAAUUUCAAAUUUUCUUUUUUAUCUUCUACUAAGAAAUAAAAGUGUAAUAUUGAAUAACAACCUAAUAUAUAAUUAAAAAUAAAAAUUCAUUUUCACUUUAAAUGUAGGAAAUUCUACGGUGAUAUAACCUAGAAGAACAGUUCCCACCUUCGAUCUUUAAAUCUCUGCAUGUUAUGUAAAAGUUAUCAUAUGAUUGAUAUGUUUAUUAAAUUAAUAAUUUUUUCAUAAAGCACUGAUUAGAAAGCAAUGUGUCUUUAAUUAUUCAACAAAUUAUUCAACAAAUAUUCACCUGAUACAGUGCAUGUAUAUUUUUCCGGCUCCGGUAAUGUAAGGGCAAUCGUUCGCGUAAACACACGAUAUUCCCAAUCAAGAAACAAUUUUGCAAAACACAUCGUGUGUUAUGUGUGUAGUUCUACAAGUAUCAACGCAAAAUGUUGAAGAAUAAUUUUAUAAGGACUUCCUGGUGCAAACUACGUUCACGAUAUACGCAUAAAAGUGCCUCUCUCCCAGAGACAAAAAGUAAAGAAUUGGAGAUUGCAAAGAUACGUAACAUUGGCAUAUUGGCACACAUUGAUGCUGGAAAGACCACCACGACAGAGAGGAUGUUAUACUACUCAGGCCUUAUCAGGAACAUGGGAGAAGUACAUCACGGUAACACGGUCACCGAUUACAUGGAACAGGAACGUCAACGUGGGAUAACUAUCACCUCAGCUGCGGUUACGUUCAACUGGAAAGAUUAUCGCUUCAAUUUAAUAGACACACCGGGUCACAUAGAUUUCACGAUGCAGGUGGAGCAAACUCUGCAAAUAUUGGAUGGUGCGAUUGUAGUUCUGGAUGGUUCCGCUGGUGUGGAGGCACAGACACUGACAGUUUCCCGACAGGCGGAUAGAUACGAUAUCCCUCGAAUAGUCUACGUUAACAAGAUGGACAGGGCAGAUGGUAACUUUGACAUGUGUUUACGGUCCAUCGAGUCUAAAUUGAACGUUGAAACGCUACCCACACAGAUCCCCGUGCAAAAGGCGGGAGUCUUGGAGGGUAUCGUGGAUGUGAUAACCAUGAAGAAGCUGACGUUCGACGAAAAAUAUCAGGGUAUGAGUGUAACGAGAAAGAAAAUCACUGAAAGCGACGACGGGAAGCUGUGGGAGGUCGCCAGCGAGAGGAGACGAGCGUUGACUGAUAAGUUGUCGGGCAUGGAUGACAAAUUGGCCGACAUCGUUAUAGAACAGGAGUCUCUGGAGAACGUGACGGCACAGGCGUUGGUCGAGUCGUUGCGCAGCGUCACCAUAGGCAGAAAAGGCGUGCCCGUGAUGUUAGGCAGCUCCUACAAGAACGUAGGAGUGCAGCCUCUGAUGGACAGCGUCGUCCUUUACCUGCCGUCUCCGGGGAACAAGUCGAGCUCAUACCGACACUUCGGCGACGAUCUGGCGGCGCGAGUCUUCAAGAUCGUUCACGACAAGCACAGGGGUCCGAUCACCUUCUUCAGGAUCUACUCCGGCAACAUGAGGAAGGGCCAGAAGCUGUACAACGUGACGCGCGAGCGGAGCGAGCAAUGCCUUCACCUGUACAUCGCCUGCGCCGACGAUUACGAGGAGGUGGCCGAGGUGAGCUACGGUAAUAUCGCGGCGGUGGCUGGACUGAAGAACACCGUCACCGGCGACCUGGUGACGACGAGCGCGAACACGGCCAACCACGCCAGGCAGGCCAUGCUGAAGGAGAACCCGGACCGGUCGGAGCAUGUGAACAACUUCUUCGCGUCCGGCGUGAAGCUGCUGGACCCGGUGUUCUUCUGCUCCAUAGAGCCGCCCUCCUUGCUAGCGCAGUCCGCCCUCGAGGUCGCUCUUCAGGAACUGCAGAGGGAGGACCCAAGUCUGCGCGUGAGGAACGAUCCCGAGACGCAGCAGAUAGUCCUCGCGGGUAUGGGCGAGCUGCACCUCGAGAUCAUCAAGGAGAGGAUCAAGAGGGAGUAUAAGAUCGACGCGGACCUGGGGCCCCUGCAGAUAGCCUACAGGGAGACGGUUCAGAACGCCGUCCGGGAAACGCUGGUCACCGAGCACAAAGUCGGCAAUACGAGUCACCGGGUUACCAUCACGAUGUCCUUGAUACCCAAUUACGAGGACACGCAGCAGCAGCUGCUGCUGCUGGACAAGUCCUGCCCGGACAACGCGUCGAACAUCGACAACAUUCAUCCACGGGCGAUGAACGCGAUCAAGAACGGCGUGAACGCUGCGCUGCUGCACGGUGUGAAGCUGAGCUGCCCGGUGAUCAACGUCGGCGUUAAGCUGCACUGGCUGGAACUCGGACGUGGCACGUCGAAUACCAUGGUAUCCGCGGCUGCCUCGCAAUGCAUUCGUAAGUUGCUCGAAAAAGGAUACUCCAUGUUACUGGAGCCCAUCAUGCGACUAGAGAUAGUUGUACCGCAGGAAUAUUCCUCGAGCAUCAUCGCGGACCUAACUCACAAGCGAGGCGAGAUACAACAGAUCGACCUGCGUGGCAACAAUAAGAUAAUCGAUGCUUUCGUGCCGUUGUCAGAAUUAUUGGGAUACUCGACGGCACUGAGAAUCGUCUCGUCGGGCAACGCGACGUUCUCAUUGGAAUUCAGCCAUUACCGGUUAAUGACUGUCGCCGAAGAACAGGAAGCGAUCAAAAAAUUCCAAGGAUUCUAACGUUGUAAAGCCGGAAGCGAGCGAAAACGAGUAAAGUAACAGAGAGAGAGAGAGAGAGAGAGUACAAUUUCAUCCGGUUUUUUUUAUUGACUCAAUCUAAUCAAAAUAUAUUGCAACAUUAUUCUUGGUGCGUUACAAUCUCCAUAUACGUUCCUCAACAGCGACCACCAAGUAUGACACCGGAAAGUCUCACGGUAGUAGAUCGGCCGCGGAGCAUGAAAGAGAGAGAAGUCGCUAGCGCGCGCACGCCUAUCAAAAGAAGAAGUCGGCUAUCGGCUUCCGCGCAUCAUACUCCAGUAGUCGCGCAUGAAUAUAUUAAUAUUGCUUAAGAUCAUGCAAAAAUGUCAUACAUCGUAAAAUAUAUGUAUGUGUAUAUAUAUUAUAAUCGUACGGAGGGAUUAAAUGUUAUAAUGUCGAGUGAGACUGGAAAAAACGACAGUCACGCGUAUAAAAACCUAUUUAUCGUCGUCGCGGGCAAUACGAAGGCGAGAUACCGUAGAAUUUUUCUUUCUACCAUCGCAACACGCGAGAUGAUACCGUACGACGAGAAUUCGCAUUUUGUGCAAUUUCCCUUACCCGCGAUCUUGAAAUAUUUCUUCUUUGAAUUAUGCGAACUGCUGUAACGUGUUGUGUGUGUGGUGUAUGUGUAUGUUGUUGAUCGAUGUUUUUUUCUUCCUUUUUUUUUAUUUUUAAGCGCAAUUCAAAGAGCUCUUAUCGUCCCUUAAUGUACUUAGAAGUUGAGCUAAACAUGUUUCGUCUUAACUUCUAGAUCCUCGUAUCGUCAAAGUGUAGAAUUACAAGUAUAAAAUUUCCUUCAUCUUUCGUUGCGUCGCUUACAAAAUGACAAAUCUUACUUUCUCUUUAAUCCUAAUUUGUUACUUUAAACAUUAAAUAUAUUCGUAUCACUUGUGGAUGCAGACGUUGUUACAUCGGUCUGCCGAUCAUUUUUCUACAAGGCGCAGACAGCUUGGGCGCUUUAUCCUUCCCUUCCAAACGUUAUUUCUCUCUUUCUCCUACGAUUUUUACAUCUGCAACGAACAACAACCUAGAACAAUUCGUUCGUAGAUCUCAAUACAAGAUUACAAUUCAAAAAUCUCAGUUUUGCGUCGUUGUCGCCCACGUUUGUUGGCACGAAAUACUGAGACCGUGAAAAAAAAAAAAAGAAAAAACGCGAAUCUGCAAAAUCGCUAAAAUC
Molecule: messenger RNA, 3928 nt
Organism: Dinoponera quadriceps
Lineage: Eukaryota; Metazoa; Arthropoda; Insecta; Hymenoptera; Formicidae
Gene: mRRF2
Product: ribosome-releasing factor 2, mitochondrial
Exons: 5
Coding region: 502-2733 (743 amino acids)
Biological process (GO): mitochondrial translation; ribosome disassembly
Cellular component (GO): mitochondrion
Molecular function (GO): translation elongation factor activity; GTPase activity; GTP binding
Source: RefSeq, a predicted model, not a curated record